CUUCGAUGGAAGUGUGCUGCCAGCUGCCGGUGCUGCCCCUGGACAGGCCGGUCCCCCAGCACGUCCUGAGUCGCCGCGGGGCCAUCAGCUUCAGCUCCAGCUCGGCGCUCUUCGGCUGCCCCAACCCCCGGCAGCUCUCGCAGAGGCGUGGAGCUAUUUCCUAUGACAGUUCUGAUCAAACUGCAUUGUACAUUCGUAUGCUAGGAGAUGUACGUGUAAGGAGUCGAGCAGGAUUUGAAUCAGAGAGAAGAGGAUCUCAUCCAUAUAUUGAUUUUCGUAUUUUUCAUGCUCAAUCUGAAAUUGAAGUUUCUGUGUCUGCACGGAAUAUAAGAAGGUUGCUAAGUUUCCAGCGCUAUCUUAGAACUUCACGGUUUUUCCGUGGAACUGCCGUUUCAAGUUCUCUAAACAUUUUAGAUGACGAAUAUAAUGGACAAGCCAAGUGUAUGCUGGAAAAAGUCGGAAACUGGAAUUUUGAUAUCUUUCUAUUUGAUAGACUAACAAAUGGAAAUAGUCUAGUAAGUUUAACCUUUCACUUAUUUAGUCUUCAUGGAUUAAUCGAAUACUUCCGUUUAGAUAUGAUGAAACUUCGUAGAUUUUUAGUUAUGAUUCAAGAAGAUUAUCAUAGUCAGAACCCUUACCACAAUGCAGUCCAUGCUGCAGACGUUACUCAGGCCAUGCAUUGUUACUUAAAAGAACCCAAGCUUGCCAAUUCUGUGACUCCUUGGGAUGUCUUGCUGAGCUUAAUUGCAGCUGCCACCCAUGAUCUGGAUCAUCCAGGUGUCAAUCAACCUUUCCUCAUUAAAACUAACCAUUACCUGGCAACUUUAUACAAGAAUACCUCAGUACUAGAAAAUCACCACUGGAGAUCAGCAGUGGGAUUAUUGAGAGAAUCUGGUUUAUUCUCACACUUGCCAAUAGAAAGCAGGAAACAAAUGGAGACUCAGAUCGGUGCUUUGAUAUUAGCCACAGAUAUCAGUCGCCAAAAUGAGUAUCUAGCAUUGUUUCGAACCCAUUUAGAUAGAGGUGAUUUACACCUGGACGAUGCCAGACACCGGCAUUUGGUUUUACAGAUGGCUUUGAAAUGUGCAGAUAUUUGUAACCCAUGUCGGACCUGGGAAUUAAGCAAGCAGUGGAGUGAAAAAGUAACAGAGGAAUUCUUCCAUCAAGGAGAUAUUGAAAAAAAAUAUCAUUUGGGUGUGAGUCCACUUUGUGAUCGUCACAAUGAAUCUAUUGCCAACAUCCAGAUAGGUUUUAUGACUUACCUAGUGGAGCCUUUGUUCACAGAGUGGGCUCGAUUUUCCAACACCAGGCUGUCCCAAACAAUGCUCGGGCAUGUGGGGCUGAACAAAGCCAGUUGGAAGGGACUCCAGAGAGAACAGCGAGGCCGGGAGGACACUGAUGCUGCUUUUGCAUUGAAUUCACAGUUAUUACCUCAGGAAAAUAGAUCAUCAUAACCCUGAGUUAGUCGGUUUCUAGAAAUGUGAAAUGGGGUCUUAAAGUGACAGAACUUCAGUCUGGGCUGCCGAGGUUUUCAGGUGAAUGAAGCCAACAUUGCUUCUUUCCAAGAUACACUG
Messenger RNA from Suncus etruscus (white-toothed pygmy shrew), 1574 nucleotides. It is a transcript of the gene PDE7A, whose product is annotated as phosphodiesterase 7A. Bases 6 to 1454 code for a protein of 482 amino acids. Gene Ontology annotation, molecular function: 3',5'-cyclic-AMP phosphodiesterase activity. The record is from RefSeq and is a predicted model, not a curated record. Lineage: Eukaryota; Metazoa; Chordata; Mammalia; Eulipotyphla; Soricidae. The transcript is spliced from 13 exons.